Messenger RNA from Brassica napus (rape), 1364 nucleotides. RefSeq names its product protein REVEILLE 6. The transcript has 9 exons. Lineage: Eukaryota; Viridiplantae; Streptophyta; Magnoliopsida; Brassicales; Brassicaceae. The record is from RefSeq and is a predicted model, not a curated record. The coding region runs from base 83 to 994 and encodes 303 amino acids.
CAUCCUCGUCCACAUUUCUCGCUUUACGCAACUUUCGACGAACGAACAAAAGCAGAAAAAAACCUAAAAUUUGUCUAGAAAUAUGAACCCUGCAGACGGAUCUUUCUUGGAUCCAAACGGUACUAUGACCGUACCUGCAAUUGGACCCUUGACUUCUUCGGAGGAUCUGAGCAAGAAGAUAAGGAAGCCUUAUACCAUUACCAUUUUUACUGAAUCAGGGUUUCUUAAUUACCGUGUUGGUUUCGAAUUCAAAUAUGGGAAGGAUCUUUGGUUUGACAGAGACUGGAAAAAGAUUGAAGCUUUCAUUGGCUCGAAGACUGUGAUUCAGAUAAGAAGUCAUGCUCAGAAGUAUUUUCUUAAGGUACAAAAGAGUGGGACUGCUGAACAUCUCCCUCCCCCUCGACCUAAAAGGAAAGCCGCUCAUCCGUAUCCUCAGAAGGCUCAAAUGAACGUUCUACCUCAAGUACCAGGAUCCUUCAAAUCAACAGCUGAACCAAAUGACCCAAGUUAUAUGUUUAGGCCCGAGUCUUCUUCGAUGCUGAUGACUUCUCCACCACCCACUGCUGCUCCCUGGACUAAUAAUGUGCAAACAAUUAGCUUCACACCCCUGCCAAAAGAAACAGCAGGAGCUAAUAACAACUGUUCUAGUAGCUCUGAAAAUACUCCAAGACCACGAUCCAGCAAGGACACAAUGCAAGCAAAUCCUGGCCAUUCAUUAAGAGUUUUGCCGGACUUUGGCCAAGUAUACAGCUUCAUUGGAAGUGUUUUUGACCCAUAUGCAAGUAAUCAUCUACAGAAGCUGAAGAAGAUGGACCCCAUAGAGGUUGAAACAGUGCUACUGUUGAUGAGAAAUCUAUCAAUCAACUUGUCUAGCCCUGAUUUUGAGGUUCAUAGACGGCUUCUUUCGUCGUAUGAUAUCGGCUUUGAGACAGCAACUGAUCAUGGUGGAGUGUUUAAAACCUUAAACAAAGAACCACCAGAAAUCUCUACUUGAAGUUCAUUAAAAAGGGGGGGGGGGAAGGUAAUGAUGAAAUGUCUCAGGUGAGCAAAACCCAUAUUGGUUAACAGAAUACAGAGUGAUUCUGUUGUGGGUUUUGUUUGUAAAUAUGAAGAAGAUGAAGCUGGCGUUGAGCAGUUAUAUAUACGUCUUUUGGAUUAUAUGCAUAGUGUAGUAUCUUUUAAUAAGUUAAAAAAAAAAGUACUGUUCGUCUUCUGUCUACGUGUUUUGGAGCUUUUGUUAAAGCAUGUGACAGUUCUGUGAUGGAGACCAGAACUGUUGACGUGUUCCCUUGCAUUAUAUUUUAGUGUAAUAUGAGACCGAAGAAACAACACAACCUUUUUAAAAGGACAAAAUUUGGGUUCAA